Molecule: messenger RNA, 2748 nt
Organism: Lachancea nothofagi CBS 11611
Lineage: Eukaryota; Fungi; Ascomycota; Saccharomycetes; Saccharomycetales; Saccharomycetaceae
Source: the annotation of a GenBank genome assembly
AUGGCUUCAAUUCAUGCUCCAUCAGCAGAAGAUGUUAUGCAAAGACUGAGACCGUUUGGUCUGUUUUUCGAAAAAUCAUUGAAGGAUUUGAUUAAGGGCAUCAGAAGCGCUGGUGAGAAUCCAGAAGAUCUCCGUCAGGUCAUGAACAAAGCCUUGAGCGAAUGCCGAGAAGAGGUGAGCUCCCCGGAUCUGAAUUUAAAGACCAAUGCUGUGCUAAAACUGACAUACCUGGAGAUGUACGGCUACGACAUGUCUUGGGCAAAUUUCCACAUUCUAGAAGUAAUGAGCAGUAGCAAAUUGCAACACAAACGAGUCGGCUAUCUUGCUGCUUCACAAUCCUUUUAUAAAGAUCCAGAUAUCUUGAUGUUGGCCACAAAUUUGUUGAAGAAAGACCUCAAAUACGACGGAAACAACGACGUUUUAAAAAUGGCUGUCACGCUAAGCGGACUGUCCACUAUGGUGACUACCUCCUUGGCUAGCGAUAUAUGUGAUGAUUUGUUGACUAUGCUUGGAAGUUCAAAACCUUACAUCCGCAAGAAGGCCGUUGCGGCUCUUUUCAAGGUAUUUUUGCAAUACCCGGAAGCUUUACGUGACAAUUUCGAUAAGUUUGUUGCCAAGCUAGAAGACGAAGACCUAUCAGUUGUUUCGGCUACCGUUAGCGUUAUUUGUGAAGUUUCCAAAAAAAACCCCUAUCCAUUUAUCGCGUUGUCGCCUUUGCUCUAUGAAAUGCUAUUCACGAUCGAUAAUAACUGGAUCAUUAUACGACUACUCAAACUCUUCACUAAUCUCUCUCAAGUUGAACCAAAACUCAGGGCCAAGAUUCUUCCUAAGGUGUUAGAACUCAUGAAAGUGACGUCGGCCACUUCCGUCAUUUAUGAGUCUAUCAAUUGUAUUGUCAAGGGAAAGAUGCUACAGGAAGACGAUCAUGAUUCUGCCUUCAUCUGCUUACAAGAAUUGAACAAAUUUUGCAGCUCUCCUGACCCGAACCUCAGAUACAUCAGCGUGGUUCUUUUCUACCAAAUUGGCAAAAUUAACACCGAUUUCAUAACUGAGUUUAAUGUUUUGGUAAUUCGUUUGCUGAAAGAUGUGGAUAUAUCUAUCAGAAGCCGCGCAUUGGAAUUAUUAGAAGGUGCUACGGAUGAUGAGAAUAUUACAACAGUGGUACACAUCUUAAUCAAACAAUUUAUUGAUAAGGACGUCGUUUCUGCAACUAAUUUGUUCCGUCAGGCAGGCUCAGAUGGAGUAGAAAUUGAUAUUCCAUUGUCAUACAAGGUCAAAAUGGUGAGUACCAUCUUAAGAAUUUGCUCAAUUAACAACUACUCGAACAUUCCAGAUUUUGACUGGUACAUUGCGGUUUUAUCAGAUCUAUGUGUUAUAUCACAGGAUUUGAAUAACGAUACCAUUGGAUACCAAUUGGGGGAUGAAUUGAGAAACGUUAUGGUAAAAGUUCCGAGCAUGAGAAAAAAACUAAUCUCCAAUAUUGUUAGCCUCGUUUUAAGUCAAGACGUAAGCCAAAGUAUGCCUAUGGUUUUAAGAGAAUGCUACUGGUGCAUCGGGGAGUACUCCAAUCUCAUAGAUGAUGGAGACGACUUGAUAAAAAAGUCUAUCAAGCUCGAUCGAUUGCCACCAGACGUCCUACAAAUAAUGGCUCAAGCACUGCUCAAAGUCUUCAGUAGCUGGUGCAACAUGACAAAUCCUGCCCCAGUGCAAGAAAUUAAAAGCGUUCUUCAAGGGCUGUUGAGAUUCUACGAAUCUUUAAGCUCUUCGCAAUCAUUUGAGGUGCAAGAAAGGAGUGUCGAAUUUUUGGAGUUUUGUAAGCUUUGCGAUGAAUCUUUAGAACAGGGAGAUGAAGAAUUGCCACUAUUAAUUACUGACAUUCUUCCAAGUUUCUUCAACUCAUACAGUCUCAACCCAAUCCUGCAUGGCACCCAAAGAAAGCUCCAAGAUAGCUUGAUGCUAGAUUUGGAUACGCCUUUUUUAAGUGAAGAAGAUGUUGAAAAGUUGUUACAAGAAGAGUCCAGCAAAAACGAUUUAGACUCUCUUCUUGCAUCCGACUUGGAGUUGGAUUUAGAAUCGGAUAACGAACCUGGUCCAAAUGAUGACCGAAAAGGGUCUUCAGUUGGUGAUGUAGAAGAAGAGAUCACAUUCGAAGCUCGGAAAUCUUUGGAAGAAAAACGAAGGAAGGAGAGAUCGGAUAAUCCUUUCUACCUUGAAGCUGACGAUAGCGCAUUACAAAAGAAAGCGAGUCAGCUCAUCGAAUUUGAUGGCGAAGAAAAGCCAUCUGAUCUAAGAAACGUCGACACUUUUGAACUCUCAACUGCAGUUGUCAAGCGUGGCGAUUUAAAAAAGAAAAAGCAGAGCAAGAAGAAGAAAGCUCAGGUAUUGCUUGAAGAAGGUCUUCCAGAUUUAAUUAGCAGCCAUGCACUCGCAUCUAAUCAUCCUAGAACUGGCAGCUUUUCGUCCAGUAAAGAUUCUAGCACCAUCAAUCUAAAAAUGCAAACAAAACUGGAGAGUUUUGAUUUUCACACGCCUCAAAUAUCUCCUGACGCUACGAAAAACAUCGGCAUAGAGGAACAACAGGAGCUUGAGAAUUUGCGGGCCAAAUUUGCCGCAAAAUCCUCAGGAAACGAUCAGAACGCUGACGAUGAAGUGGUCAUUGUAAAGAAGAAGAAGUCGAAAUCAAAGUCGAAAUCUAAAAAGAAGGGUUCCAAGAAGCAUGCUAGCGAGCCGCAACUGCCACUACCAUAG